Messenger RNA from Pimephales promelas (fathead minnow), 1012 nucleotides. RefSeq names its product steroid receptor RNA activator 1 (gene sra1). The record is from RefSeq and is a predicted model, not a curated record. Gene Ontology annotation, biological process: regulation of transcription by RNA polymerase II. NCBI's taxonomy places the organism in Eukaryota, Metazoa, Chordata, Actinopteri, Cypriniformes, Leuciscidae. Gene Ontology annotation, cellular component: nucleus.
UUUUAUUUUGCCUUUGCAAAAUUGAGUUGUUGCUGAGCUCACACGAAUCUUCUUCACACAGUGCUGGAGUCUCUAGGCUGCUAUGAAUGAUCGGUUUGUUAAACCAGGCAAUCAGGAGCAUGGCUGGAACGACCCGCCGCAGUUCUCCUACGGCCUGCAGAAAGAUCCAGGAGGACCGAAGCGAAAUCUUCUCAACAAGAGGGUACAUGCACCCCAACUCACAGGUUCAGGAUCGGAGACGCUGUCGACCCCAGUGGCGGGGAUCACGCCUCCCCGGGGAAUAAACCCUCCUCCUCCUCCGCUGGACAGCAUCACUCCUGCUCCCACCUGUCCCAGAAUCCCCUCUGAGGGAAGCGCAGAGCUGGAGACGGAGCCUCGCAUUGAGGACGUGCAAGAGUCGCUGUAUUGGGCGUUGAACGCAUGUAGACAUACUGUGAAGAAACAGAUCUGUGAUGAUGUAGAAAGGCGUCUGAAGCUUUUUGAGGACAUGUGGAAGAGUGGGAAACUCUCUCCUUUGGUUAAACGGAGGAUGCAUGGAUUGUCCCAAGCCGUGAAGAGCAGAAGCUGGGACGCGGCGGAUGAGGUUCACCGCGGGCUGAUGGUGGAUCAUGUGGCGGAGGUCAGCCAGUGGAUGGUGGGAGUCAAACGUCUCAUCGCUGAAGCUCGAAGCCUGGACCCACAACCGCUCAACAACUGCACUGAGGAUGCACAGCUCACAAACUGAUUUCUCUUAACUUAUGGUGGUGUUGGGGAACAAUUCUUUCUUUCAGACCUCAUUGUGAUUUUUCUUUGUAUUUUGAAACAGAAUUUGUUAAAAAUAUAGGCAUCAUGUAUCUUACUACUGUAUAUAAAAAUCAGCUUUUAAAAUAGGGUUGAUUUCCAACUCUUUCAGCCCGAAUAAAGCCCUCAGGCUCGACUGACAAGGUAUUGAAUUUGUGCUAUAUAUAUAUAUAUAUAUAAACAGAUUUGAUCAGUACUGUUAUAAUGUGCAAUAAAGUUAUGUUGAAACCUA